This is a messenger RNA of Erinaceus europaeus (western European hedgehog), 4822 nucleotides long. RefSeq names its product timeless circadian regulator (gene TIMELESS). Gene Ontology annotation, biological process: DNA repair; DNA replication checkpoint signaling; replication fork arrest. NCBI's taxonomy places the organism in Eukaryota, Metazoa, Chordata, Mammalia, Eulipotyphla, Erinaceidae. The transcript has 29 exons. Gene Ontology annotation, molecular function: DNA binding. Bases 160 to 3843 code for a protein of 1227 amino acids. Gene Ontology annotation, cellular component: replication fork protection complex. The record is from RefSeq and is a predicted model, not a curated record.
CCUGCAGGCGGGGACUGUCUCGGAGCCGGUGGCGGGAAAGGCUGCGGCGGGGGUGUUGGGGCCGCCGGCUGCCGGGGAUCCCGAGGACCCGCGGGGAGUGGGCCUCAUCAUUUCUGUCGCCCCCUAGCCUUCUCUCUCCACUGGUCGCCCCACUGGUGUAUGGACUUGUACAUGAUGAAUUGUGAACUCCUCGCCACAUGCAGUGCCCUUGGGUACUUGGAGGGAGACACAUACCACAAAGAACCAGAUUGCUUAGAGAGUGUGAAGGAUUUGAUCCGCUACCUGAGACAUGAAGACGAGACUCGAGAUGUGCGGCAGCAGCUGGGGGCCGCCCAGAUCCUUCAGAGCGACCUCCUGCCCAUCCUUACCCAGCACCGCCAGGACAAGGCGCUUUUUGAUGCUGUCAUCAGGCUGAUGGUGAACCUGACGCAGCCAGCUUUGCUCUGCUUUGGCAGUGUUCCCAAGGAACCUAGCUUCCGCCAUCAUUUUCUGCAAGUGUUAUCUUACUUACAAGCCUAUAAGGAGGCUUUUGCCAGUGAAAAGGCUUUCGGAGUCCUCAGUGAGACCUUGUAUGAGCUGCUGCAGCUGGGCUGGGAGGAACGGCAGGAAGAAGACAACCUGCUGAUUGAGAGGAUCCUGCUGCUGGUCAGGAAUAUUCUCCACGUUCCAGCUGACGUUGAUCAGGAGAAGAGGAUUGAUGACGACGCCAGUGUCCAUGACCGGGUUCUCUGGGCGAUUCACCUCAGUGGCCUGGAUGACUUGCUGCUUUUCCUGGCCAGCUCAUCUGCCGAGCAGCAGUGGAGCCUUCAUGUCCUGGAGAUUAUUUCCCUUAUGUUUCGUGACCAGAAUCCUGAGCAGCUGGCAAGAGUUGGGCAGGGACGCCUAGCCCAGGAGAGGAGCACAGAUGUGGCAGAACUAGAGGUGUUACGCCAACGUGAGAUAGCAGAGAAGAAGAGCCGAGCCCUUCAGCGGGGCAACAGGCACUCUCGAUUUGGGGGCUCCUACAUUGUCCAAGGGCUGAAAUCCAUUGGCGAGAGAGACCUGAUCUUUCACAAAGGUCUCCACAAUCUCCAAAAUUACAGUUCAGAUUUGGGAAAGCAACCCCGAAGGGUGCCUAAGCGGCGCCAGGCUGCCCGGGAGCUGUCCAUUCAGCGCCGCUCUGCCCUCAACGUGAGGCUGUUCCUCAGAGACUUCUGCUCAGAGUUCCUGGAGAACUGUUACAACCGGCUCAUGGGCUCUGUGAAGGAUCAUCUCCUUCGGGAGAAGGCUCAGCAGCAUGAUGAGACCUACUACAUGUGGGCCUUGGCUUUCUUUAUGGCUUUCAACCGAGCUGCCUCCUUCAGGCCAGGCCUGGUUUCUGAAACCCUCAGUGUCCGGACCUUCCACUUCAUUGAGAAGAACCUCACCAACUACUAUGAAAUGAUGCUGACAGACCGCAAGGAAGCUGUCUCCUGGGCACGCCGUAUGCACUUGGCUCUGAAGGCCUAUCAGGAGCUUCUGGCCACAGUGAAUGAGAUGGACAUGUCCCCAGAUGAGGCUGUGAGGGAGAGCAGUCGAAUCAUCAAGAACAACAUUUUCUAUGUGAUGGAGUACCGAGAACUCUUCCUGGCACUUUUUCGAAAGUUUGAUGAAAGAUGUCAGCCCCGCUCUUAUCUCCGUGACCUGGUAGAAACUACUCACCUCUUCCUCAAGAUGUUGGAGAGGUUCUGUCGGAGCCGAGGAAAUCUGAUGGUGCAGAACAAACGUAAGAAGAGAAAGAAGAAAAAGAAGGCCCCCCAGCCACCCAUUGCAUCCGGUCCCGUCCCCUGUAGCCCAGAGGAGCUGGACACUGUGUGGCCACCCUUGGCUGAGCAACUGCAGUGCUUUGCCCAGGACCCUGAGCUCAGUUUGGAGGACUCCUUGGUUCCCUUUGAUGCGGCCUCAGAGGUGCCAGUAGAAGAGCAGCGGGCUGAAGCUAUGGUGCAGAUCCAGGACUGUCUCCUGGCUGUCCAGGCCCCGCAGGCCCUUGUGCUCCUUAGGUCAGCCCGGGAGGUAUGGCCAGAAGGAGAUGUGUUUGGGUCUCAAGACAUUUCCCCAGAGGAAGAAAUACAGCUCCUGAGACAAAUCCUCACAGCUCCACUCCCCCGGCAGCAGGGGCCAGAAGAACCAAGGGCAGCAGAGGAAGAAGAAGAGGAAGAGGAAGAGGAGGAGGAAGAGUUGCAAGUGGUCCAGGUGUCAGAGAAAGAAUUUAGUUUUCUAGACUACCUGAAACGCUUUGCAUGCUCAGCUGUCGUCCGAGCCUACGUCCUGCUGUUGCGCAGCUACCGACAGAACAGUGCCCACACUAACCACUGCGUCAUCAAGAUGUUGCACCGGCUUGCCCACGACCUCAAAAUGGAAGCCCUCCUUUUCCAGCUCUCACUCUUCUGUCUCUUUAAUCGUCUGCUUAGUGACCCUGCCGCUGGGGCUUAUAAAGAGCUAGUGACUUUUGCCAAAUACAUCCUGGGCAAGUUCUUUGCACUAGCUGCGAUCAACCAGAAAGCCUUUGUGGAGCUGCUAUUCUGGAAGAACACAGCUGUAGUUCGGGAGAUGACUGAGGGCUAUGGCUCCGUGGAUGAUGGAUCUUCUAGUCGUAGAGCUGCUGCGUGGAGUCCAGAGGAGGAGGCCCAACUUCAGGAGCUGUUCCUUGCUCAUAAGGAUGUAGAAGGGCAAGAUGUGGUGGACAUCAUCUUGGCUCACCUGAAAAGUACCCCUCGAACACGCAAGCAGGUCAUUAACCACCUGGUACGGCUGGGACUGGCAGACAGUGUCAAGGACUUCCAAAGGAAAGGAACCCACAUUGUCCUUUGGACAGAAGAUCAGGAGCUGGAACUGCAGAGACUUUUUGAGGAGUUCCAGGACUCAGAUGAUGUUCUGGGUCACAUCAUGAAGAAUAUCACAGCCAAACGCUCACGGGCACGAAUAGUGGAUAAAAUACUGGCUCUGGGGCUGGUGACAGAACGACGAGAGCUAUACAAGAAACGCCGGAAGAAGAUGGCACCCUCCAGCUUGCCUAAUGGGGAAGAAUCCCUGAAAGAUUUUGGCCAGGAAGAUCUAGAAGAUGAGGAAAACCUGCCUGAGGAAGAAGAGAGUGAUGAGGAUGAAGAGAAAGAUGAGGACUUGGAAGCUGAACAAGCUCAGGGUAGCUCCGUCCUCUCAGCUGAAAGCCUUGGGCAAAGCUUGCAUCAGGAAGGCUUUUCUGCUCCCCUCCUGUGGCUCCAGAAUUGCCUGCUUCGAGCAGCAGAGGAUCGGGAAGAGGAUGGCUGCUCUCAGUCUGUUCCAUUGGUGCCGCUGACAGAAGAAAACGAGGAAGCAGUGGAAAAUGAACAGUUUCAACAGAUGUUACGCAAGCUUGGUAUUCGGCCUCCUGCCUCUGGGCAGGAAACCUUCUGGCGAAUUCCAGCCAAGCUGAGUCCCACCCAUCUCCGGAGGGUAGCAGCUUCUUUGCAGCAAGCAGAGGAAGGGGAAGUGCGUCAGCCAGGACUAGAAUCUAGAACCUCCAGAGACCUGAGCCCUGAGGAAGAGCACCAUGAGGAGGUGCACCCUGAAGAGGAGCACCUUACAGAGAACAGAGCACAAGCUCUGAAGGCCCUACAGUUAGCCCGGAAAAAGAAAGCAGGCCUGAAGACCUCAGCGGUCAUUUCAGAGGAAGACCCUGCUGGCAGGGAAGAGCAGCUGAAAGUGGCACCGAAGAAGCGACAGCUGCUGGACAGUGAUGAGGAAGAGGAGGAAGACGGGGAUGGGAGCAAAGCACCAGAGCCAGGAGCUUCAGGAACCCAAAAGAAGAAACGGUUUCAGAUAGACGAUGAGGAUGAGGAUGACUGAAGAGCUAGCAACCUCCGAGUACAAAGAGACCCAUAAUUAGGUGGUACUCUUAAAUCAGAGCCAGGAGGGUCACAUAGGGCCCAGAAACUCCUCUUUGGGGACAGAAGCAGCUGAGUCCUGAACCUCUGCCCAGGAAGCCUAAGCAGCAGCGCUGGGCUCCUAUACCAUCCCUCCUUAUUUCCCCAGUUAUAUUGUUGUGCCUCACUCACUGUAUAGAGACUUGUUCUUCUAGGAACUGUCUCUUUGGGUUAUUGCCCUCCUUUAGAAAAUGAGGGGAGGGGAGUCAGGCGGUAGUACAGUGGGUUAAGCGCACAUGGCGCAAAGCGCAAGGACCGACCUAAGGAUCCCGGUUCGAGCCCCCGGCUCCCCACCUGCUGGGCAGUCUCUUCACAGGUGGUGAAGCAGGUCUGCAGGUGUCUGUCUUUCUCUUUCGCUCUCUGUCUUCCCCUCUCCAUUCUCUCUGCCCUGUCUCAAUAACUACAACAACAAUUAAAAAACAAAAACAAGGGCAACAAAAGGGAAAGUAAAGAAAUAUUUAAAAAAGAAGAAGAAAAUUAGAGGAGUGAGUGAGUGAGUGAGUGAAAGGUACCUAAGAUACUCCAUAUUGGUCUGUUACUCUGGGCCUUUGCUGGAGUUGGGCCACAGCAGAGGGGGAGAUUGAUAGUAUGAUAAGUGAUCAUUUAUACCACUCAUUAAAAGGCUCCAGAUACUCCUAACCUUAUUUUCAGUCCUGUGAUGACUUCUAGACACCAGAUUGAGCCCAGUUCCCACAGCUGAGCUAGGGCUGGGCUGCAGCACUUUCCAGAUGAUGAAUGUGUUUGUGUUUGGUACUGAAUAAAAUGUGUGGAAUGGUGGUCCGGGAGGUGGCACAGUGGAUAAAGCAUUGGAUUCUCAGGCAUGAGGUCCCAAGUUCAAUCCCCGCAGCACACGUAGCAAAGUGAUGUCUGGUUCUUUCCCUCUCUCCUCCUAUCUUUCUCAC